CUUCUUCCCAGCUGUAAAAAGGCCCUCCCCACAAAAAGCAAUCCUGGAUUCCCCCUUGGAUCGCGGCUCCCUGAUGGACACCUCAGAGCCCAGUAGUGCGACGGAGGAGGAGGAGGAGAAAACGAUGGUGGAGAGCCGCCCGAGGACCCGGUCCAAUCCUGAGGGGGCAGAGGACCGCACUCUGAGCGCCCAGGCGAGCGUGGGGAGCCGCAGCGAAGGAGAAGGAGAGGCUGCCAGCACUGGCGACAGCCCACAGAACACCACAGUUCCCGCUGCUGACAGCAAGGGCUGGCCAACCCCAGUGCCCCCCACAGAGUUUCAAGUCAAGAUGCCACGCGUCAACUGCCCAGAGAAAGUGGUCAUCUGUUUGGACCUGGCUGAAGAAAUGUCCUUCUCCAAACUGGAGUCCUUUAAUGGGUCCAAGACCAAUGCCUUGAACAUCUCCCAGAAGAUGAUAGAGAUGUUCGUUCGAACCAAGCACAAGAUUGACAAGAGCCACGAGUUCGCACUGGUGGUGGUCAACAAUGAUGUCACGUGGCUCUCAGGAUUCACCUCUGAUCCCAGAGAGGUCUGCAGCUGCUUAUAUGAUCUAGAAACUGCAGUCUGCAAGUCGUUCAAUCUGGAAGGCCUUUUCAACCUCAUACAGCAGAAGACGGAGCUUCCGGUGACAGAGAAUGUCCAAACUAUCCCGCCUCCGUAUGUGGUGCGGACCAUCUUGGUGUACAGCCGGCCUGCCUGCCAACCUCAGCUGGCUGUGACAGAUCAGAUGAAGAAAAUGCUACAGUGCCCUUACUUCUUCUUUGAUGUCCUUUAUAUCCACAAUGGGGCAGAGGACAAAGAGGAAGAGACCAGCUGGAAGGAGAUGUGUGCCUUCUUCAGCAGCCUGGACACCAAAGGCACCAACUACAAGUACGAGGUGUCCCUAACGGGCCAAGCUGUGGAGCUGCACAACUGCAUGGCCAAGCUGCUGGCCCACCCUCUCCAGCGCCCCUUCCAGACCCACGCCUCCUACAGCAUGCUGGAGGAAGAGGAGACGGCUGAGAUCGAGGCCAUUGUCUGACACAGACUGAGGGAUGGGUGGGGCGUUUGCAAAUAGGAUAGUAACGAAGCCUUGCUGUUUGCAAGCAGGCUUCUGGCAUGGAAAUGCAACUGCUUGUGAUAUUGCUCGAUUUUGACUGGAGGGAGAACGGGUAUGCCUUCCUGUCCUGGUUAACUCAAGUUUUGUAAUGCAGCAAGGAAGCUGUGCAGAGAUUGGGGUGGGAGGGCAGGGCAGUAGGGAGGUGAAGGUUCUAGAAGGUUCUGGGGUUGCCAGGUUCUACCUGGCUGGCAGUGGGGGAUAAAUCUCGCACGCGUUCGUGGGGGGGACACUCUAGGAUUUGGGCUAAAAACUCUAUGGUGCCACAUGCCACAGUUUUUAACCAAAUGCUAGAGCGUCCCCCUGCACAAUGUGCCCAAUGUGAUGAUGUCACUUCCAGGUGACAUCAUCACGUCGGGCACUGACGUAGAUCUUUGGGGGCGGGGAUCCUCCCACCAGCCAGCUCCAUGCCAGCAGCUUGGGGGCUCCAAAACUGGGGGAAAACCCACCCCUAGCAGGAGGCUGGAAACCCUGUUCUGGGGGCCAGGAGGGAUGGAGUAGGUUCUAGAAUGAGAACCAGCCAAUUAUUGCUCUUGGUGAAAGAAAGGAUUUUGAGGGUCAAGCCGCUAAGGGGUUUUCUGGAGCGUAACUAUUCUGUGGGUUCAUCGAAUGUAAAUAAACUUUACUACAAACCUUCUGG
Messenger RNA from Heteronotia binoei (common prickly gecko), 1775 nucleotides. RefSeq names its product BRISC and BRCA1 A complex member 1 (gene BABAM1). The transcript is spliced from 8 exons. Gene Ontology annotation, biological process: double-strand break repair; mitotic G2 DNA damage checkpoint signaling; positive regulation of DNA repair. NCBI's taxonomy places the organism in Eukaryota, Metazoa, Chordata, Lepidosauria, Squamata, Gekkonidae. Gene Ontology annotation, cellular component: nuclear body; BRISC complex; BRCA1-A complex. The record is from RefSeq and is a predicted model, not a curated record. The coding region runs from base 74 to 1060 and encodes 328 amino acids.